UAGGACCGGAAACUGUGUCAAUAACAACUUCCACACGUGUGAAGGUAUGGUCUGAAGUCGGGUAUCAGCAUCAUCGCCCCAAGCCUCAUAUAACUAAAUAAAAGUCAUUAUUAAUCACUGUAACAUUAGACAAAAACGGCCAAACGUGAUCUCGUACCAUCUGCGUCGGAAAGAUGGCGGAGAUCGUCCAGCAACGGAUUGAGGAGAGGAUCCCUGAGCUAGAGCAGCUGGAGAGAGUGGGACUGUUCACCAAGAAAGAAGUCAAAUCCAUUAUAAAGAGAGCAACAGCCCUUGAAUACAAGCUUCACAGGCUGAUUAUAAAUAAAGAGGACUUCAUUGCAUACAUUCAGUAUGAAAUCAACAUUUUAGAGCUGAUCAAGAAGAGGAGAGCACAUAUACAUUACCAGUUCAAAAGGGAGGAGAUUGAGUUUCCCAUCAUCCAUAGAAUAAACAGCGUCUUUAGUAGAGCAACAAAGAAAUGGAAGGACGACGUGCAGCUGUGGCUUUCACAUGUUGCUUUUUGUAAGAAAUGGGCCACCAAAAGCCAGAUCAGUAAAGUGUUCUCAUCUAUGCUCGCCAUACAUCCGGACAAACCAGCCAUGUGGAUCAUGGCAGCCAAGAGUGAGCUGGAGGAUAGAAACUCAUCUGAAAGUGCCCGACACCUUUUUCUGCGGGCUCUGCGCUUCCAUCCAAACAACAAGAAAGUCUAUCAGGAGUAUUUCCGUAUGGAGCUGCUGCAUUGUGAGAAAUUGAGGAAGCAAAAGGAGGAGCUUGAAAAGGCUGAGAUGGACCUGGGUGAAUAUGAGUUUUCUCCAGAGAUCCUGAAUGCUAAACUGGCUGAGGUUGUGUACAGAGAGUCGACUGGAAAAAUAAAAGAAGCAGAGUUCGUCAUCUCCCUUCUGAACAUUGCAGCCAUUUUUGACUUCACCAAAGAACUCCAGGACUUCAUCCUCCAAGACUUACAGGCAAACUUCACAGAAGACAGCCUGACAUGGGACUUCAUGGCUAAGAGGGAGCUGGAGGCUCCUGGGGCAGGAGAGGAGCUGCAGUCAGCUAAAGGCAGAGCCUCAGAUAUCAACCGCAGAGAGGAGCGUUGCUGCCAGGUCUAUGAGGAAGGACUAAAGAGUCUUAACACUGAGCCCAUGUGGACAUGCUAUGCAGAUUUCUGCUUGGAGAGGCUGAAGAGGAAGACUAAUGUGCAAGAGCUGAAGGAAAAGAGGCAGGAGAGGCUGCUGGGAGUGCUGCAGCGUGCCCAUGACUCUUCACUGCUCAAGGAGGAGUACUAUAAGUACUGGUUGCAGAUCCUGCUGUCAUCUGGAGAUGCAGAGGAAGCGGCCACUGUUGCCAUGGCAGCCACGCAGCGCUACAGCCAAUCAGUGCUGGUGUGGAGCCUGAGUCUGCAGACACUUAUACAGCUGGGGAGUGGAGAUGUGGGCAGGCUAUUCCAGGACGCUCUCAAACAUGUUAAUCCCAAGGAGAAUCUACCUCUUUGGCAGCUGCAGGUCCAGUGGAGCAUGGACAACCAGAGUCCUGAGGAGACAGAGGCCAUCUUCAAGAGAGGUCUACUGUCUGCCGUAGCGGCUGUUGCCAUGGAGAUGAAAGAGCGCUACCUUGAUUGGUCGUAUUCCAUUGGAGGCUACAAAAAAGCGAGGAAGACCUUUACAAGCUUACAAGAAAACCGUCCUUUGUCCAAGACCUUUUUCGUAAGGAUGAUUCAGAUUGAGAAGGAACAAGAGACUCCAAAGAUGAACAAUCUGAGAGAUUACUACGAGAGGGCACUGCAGGAGUUUGGGACUUACGAUGACGAUCUGUGGCUGCAGUACAUCCAGGAUGAGCUAGGACCCCUCGGACAGCCAGAGAACUGUGGAAAGAUCCACUGGAGAGCCAUGAAGUUUCUAGAGGGAGAGAGCGUGGAGAGGUUCACUUCCAAACACACCCUCCUUCAGACCGGACACUUAUGAGCGGCCCUGAAGAGGGCCAGUCAAAGCCAGCCUCAGGCUGUGUUUAAACAACCGUUGUAGUUAAUGGCAGCACAUGUUUUAAAGCAGGUGUUCCUUUUGGUCCCGUAGAGAUCUGAUUCUAUGAACUUCCAUAAUUUGUUUCAUUGCCUUCAAGUGGAAAGCCACUGCUACAGUUUCUUCAUUUGAACAUCCAGCGAUGUUGAACGUCAUGUUCUUAAAAUGUUGUGAUCACAGCUGUUUUCUGACUUAAACCCACUUUAGAUAUACAGAUGUUUGUUCUGGUUUUGAUACCAGACAGAUACGGGACACGUCAUUGUAAAGAUGUCCAGUUGGGUUGGAUUUCAAAUUUAUUUGAGAAGAGCAACCUUGACACUGUUAUGAUAAUAAAAAAUAUCUUUCAUU
This is a messenger RNA of Cheilinus undulatus (humphead wrasse), 2363 nucleotides long. It is a transcript of the gene utp6, whose product is annotated as UTP6 small subunit processome component. The record is from RefSeq and is a predicted model, not a curated record. The coding region runs from base 174 to 1961 and encodes 595 amino acids. Lineage: Eukaryota; Metazoa; Chordata; Actinopteri; Labriformes; Labridae. Gene Ontology annotation, biological process: maturation of SSU-rRNA from tricistronic rRNA transcript (SSU-rRNA, 5.8S rRNA, LSU-rRNA). The transcript has 19 exons. Gene Ontology annotation, molecular function: protein binding; snoRNA binding. Gene Ontology annotation, cellular component: small-subunit processome; Pwp2p-containing subcomplex of 90S preribosome.